Lymnaea stagnalis (great pond snail) is the source of this 14255-nucleotide messenger RNA. Lineage: Eukaryota; Metazoa; Mollusca; Gastropoda; Lymnaeidae. The record is from the annotation of a GenBank genome assembly.
ACUGUUCACGGUACGUCCGCGUUUGUUGUCACGUUUGGGGUAAGUCCAGAUGUUUAUGCGUUUCUGGUGGGCUGAGCUCACCGACCGACCACAGAGUGGUCGACGUCUUUUAGGUGUGUUGGUGUGUUUGAAACUGGAAUAUUCAUAAUAAUAUCAUUUUAAAGAGUACGCCCGCCUUAUCUGUUGUGGACACUCAACACAGUUGAUUUAUCUGAUUAUUGUAAGUAAUCAUGCAUUAAAAAAAAAUCUAACCGAUUAUAAUAAAUAAUCAUUACAAUGUUUCGGUUAUUUACCAUUCUUGUAAAUAAUCGUACCUUUAAAAAAAAAUUAUAUCCGAUUAUAGUAACCAACAUAUUAAUGUUGAUUCUGUCCGAUUCUUAUAUAUGAUCAGACAAUACAGUCUACAGUUCUGAUAUUUUAUUCUAAUUGAAUACACGCUAGAUUAUAUCCGAUUACUUCAGCAAAUAUCUCACUUAAUCAGAAACGAAUUUAAUUAAAUCAAGCAACGUUUAGUUCUAUAGGAUUAUUUUGUUUAAACAAACAACUCUUGUUUUAUAGGAUUAUUUCAUUUAAUCAAACAACUUUUGGUUUAUAGGAUUAUUUUGUUUAAUCAAACAACUCUUGUUUUAUAGGAUUAUUUCAUUUAAUCAAAAAACUUUUGGUAGCAUCCAAUUAUAGAGGGAUAACAAUACUAUUUCAUACAUUUUAUAUAAUUCAGGGUGCCACCUUAUCUUAUGAGGUGACAUUAUUUAUCCGAAGAUGAAGUUAUAAUGAAGUUGUAACAGCAAUUUUUUUUUGUAAGCAGCAAACCUCUUUGAGCAACAACUUCAGUGGAAGCUGACACUAAAACUCAAUUUAAAUGGUCAUAUCUCUUUAUAGGCCUAUAUUUGAUAUUGCUAAUACGAUGGUGUUCAACCCCCGGUCCGUGGUCUCACGGGCCGGAGUCAGGCCGUUGAAUUUGUUUGCAAGUCUGCGAAAACGUAAUCACCACCCCAUAGAUGGCACGCCGCAAUAAUUUAGUUCAAUGAAUUUUGUAUCGUAAUUAAUUGAACGCUACCUUUUCAAAAUAGAACGAAUUUUUUAACGUCUAUGUGACUGGUUCAUUGAAAUAAGUACAGUGGAACCUCUCAUAACGAGCACCUCUCUUAACGAGUAAUUCUUAUAACGAGCAAACAAAAAAAAAUGUGAAGAAGUUGCUCCCUUAACGAGCGAUAUUUUGCAUAAUGAGUGACGCAGAAAGGGGAAGUCCCUUUUUCAUGACCUUCAUUUGUGAGCCGGGACUUCAGGCCUUUUAUUGUUUUCGUGUGUGAUCACCAGUUUUUACAAAUUUUGUAUUCAGAAACUAUUCGUAAUUUUUUAUGUGCAAAGUGUAAUAACCUCUGCUAAAAUGUCUUCGAAGAAAAAAACACAAGAAGACAAUCAUAAGAGAGAAAAAAUAACUGUUGAAAUGAAACGUAAAAUCAUUGAAAAGCGAGAACAAGGUGUGAGCGUGGCUGAUCUAGCGCGCACAUUAAAUUAAACAAACUCUAAAAACAAAGCUUUUCGUAUAAAUCCUUUAUAAAAUGUAAGAUUGAGCUAUUGGUUGGUGGGAAACAUGCCUUUAAGUAACGCACUUUAUAAAAUGUAAGAUUGAGCUAUUGGUUGGUGGGAAACAUGCCUUUAAGUAACGCACUUUAUAAAAUGUAAGAUUGAGCUAUUGGUUGGUGGGAAACAUGCCUUUAAGUAACGCACUUUAUAAAAUGUAAGAUUGAGCUAUUGGUUGGUGGGAAACAUGCCUUUAAGUAACGCACUUUAUAAAAUGUAAGAUUGAGCUAUUGGUUGGUGGGAAACAUGCCUUUAAGUAACGCACUUUAUAAAAUGUAAGAUUGAGCUAUUGGUUGGUGGGAAACAUGCCUUUAAGUAACGCACUUUAUAAAAUGUAAGAUUGAGCUAUUGGUUGGUGGGAAACAUGCCUUUAAGUAACGCACUUUAUAAAAUGUAAGAUUGAGCUAUUGGUUGAUGGAGAACAUGCCUUUAAGUAACCCACUUUAUAAAAUGUAAGAUUGAGCUAUUGGUUGAUGGAGAACAUGCCUUUAAGUAACCCACUUUAUAAAAUGCAAGAUUGAGCUAUUGGUUGAUGGAGAACAUGCCUUUAAGUGACCCACUUUAUAAAAUGUAAGAUUGAGCUAUUGGUUGAUGGAGAACAUGCCUUUAAGUAACACGCUUUAUAAAAUGUAAGAUUGAGCUAUUGGUUGGUGGAGAACAUGCCUUUAAGUAACGCACUUUAUAAAAUGUAAGAUUGAGCUAUUGGUUGAUGGAGAACAUGCCUUUAAGUAACCCACUUUAUAAAAUGUAAGAUUGAGCUAUUGGUUUGUGGAAAAAUGCCAUUAAACGCACUUUAUAAAAUGUAAGAUUGAGCUAUUGGUUGGUGGAAAAAUGCCAUUAAACGCACUUUAUAAAAUGUAAGAUUGAGCUAUUGGUUGGUGGAAAACAUGCCUUUAAACGCACUUUAUAAGAAUCCCAAUUAUUUCUCUCACCCCUCCCCACUCAUCCCCUCAAGGUACGCAACCACACAUUUUUCCACGCCCCUGAACUAUAUCAAUAUUCUAAUGACCCACUCGCUUUAACUUUUUCGGGGUUUGGGAGGUGUCGGCUGAAAAUUUGACAGAAGGUGGGUCAAUUAGUCGUCCGAAGAUUUCGCCACCCAGCCAGAAUGGACACACGAACAAAAGCGCAGUUAAUUCAAAGGAUUUAAAUAUAUAAGAUUUAAAAAAAAACAAUAGUCACAAUUCUUUAAUAAAUGAUGGUUUCUAUUUCUAAUUAAAUAUAUACUCCAAUUGUUAUAGGUCCACGGAUGCCAAAAAAAAAAAGGUGACAACCCACGGUUUAAAUGAUUGGGACCUCUCCUGACACUUUGAGAACCUCCGAAAUGGAUAGCUGAUGGCGACUGUUUAUCCUGAGUUCUACCAGUUCCGUCAAUGAUGCGUGUAAGUAAAACCAGUGAUGUCACAACUACACGACUUUUUUUUAACAAAAUGUUUUCAAGCCUAUUUUUCUUUUCAUCGGGGACAAUUUUACUGGUUUGCCUAAAAAUGGUUAGCCUUCGUUCACGUGUUAGAGCUGAAUUUACGUGUAUACAAUUAAAAUUAAUUAUUAAAGCAUUUAUUUAAUAGACUAUUUAGUAAAAACUACAACAGCAAAAUUGGUGUAAACAAAUAAUUAUGGUUGAAAAGUUAACCGAGGAAAAAAAAGUUUGGGAAAACCUGAAAAAAAAAAAAGGACGCAACUAAUGAAAGAACGUGUUGGCAGGAAGCCUUCUUCGGUACCUGGAUGAAAAAAACAAAACAAACAAACAGGUGCUCUACGUCCAUCAAUGGCUAUUUAUUUCUUCUACUUCUUGUAUUUUUAUUUUUUGUUUAAGUCUUGGACUUUUACAAUUAUUGUUCAAAGACCCUGAACUAAAACAUUGCCUUUGUAUAUACAUAAGAGUGAAUUCUAAAGAAUGGAGUGUGUCAAAGCUUGAAAUGAGACAAGGCAAAAAUAUGAAGACCAAACGGUAGAAAUUACAGUUAAACAUUUCUGCCAAUGUUAUUUUGUUGUUACUGUUUUGGGCCACAUAUUCCGUAGCCGGUGGCGUUUAACUUGGAUAAUCACUUGAACGAAUCUAAGGGUUUUUUUGUGUGUUUUUUUUUCCACCUCGAUCUCUAUUGUGUGACCGGAGUCAAAUGGUGCGGGGGUGUGGGGUUGGGAGGGGGUAGGGGAGUGGAGCGUCGCUUCCCGUAGAAGCGAUCAGAACAAAGUGAUCAUGGGGAAACAACUGAUAAAGCUUUAAGACGCGAAGUGAGAGGGGGGACAAUGAGGUGGGGGUGGGUUUAAAGCCAGUGACACGAGUGGGUUUGUCGAUAAUUGAUCACCGAGAUAAAAAAAAAAUUGCAUAUAAAAAAAUAUUAAAAUCUCCGGGGGUGGCGUAUGAAAGGGAAGGGGAAAGGGGGGGGGGGUAUAAAAAACUCAUUGCUGCUUUUGAGGACUUCAGAGUGGCUAUUUCAAGCUAAGGUUGAAUCGUAUACUGGGUUAUGACGUUAUAUUUAGCAAACGCAUUUGGGAUUUUGACCAUGUCGCAGAGAACUUGGAGACACAUCCGUCUAAUGGAGCACUGGACAUUCAAACAGAUCAUCAUAUCGUGUUUCGUAUUGUGAGAUCUUAAACUGUGUAACUGUUCACACCAAGGAAAUAGUUCCCCCAAGAGCUUUAGUUGGGCUGCUUCAAUUCUAAGGACAAUAAAUGAAGGACUGCGUUUGAGCUGUGUGAAUUAAAUAGUAGAGCACGGUAUGUAGAAGCUUGAAUCGAAAGGCAGGACGAUAAGAUGGGAACGUUUCAAUCAAGAGCCUUGCUGGACUAACAGGAGAAAACAGACAAAGUUUAAUACAGACUAGAAACACUAGGGUAGGAAGAGUGGGAGGUAAGGGUCUAGGGUAGGAAAGGUUGGAGGUAGCGGUCUUAGGUAGGAAGGAUGGGGGGUCUAGGGUAGGAAGAGUCGGAGAUAGGGGUCUAGGGUAGGAAGAGUGGGAGGUAGGGGUCUAGGGUAGGAAGAGUGGGAGGUAAGGGUCUAGGGUAAGAUGAGUGGGAGGUAGGGAUCUAGGGUAGGAGCAGUGGGAGGUAAGGGUCGAGGGUAGGAAGAGUGGGAGGUAGGGGUCUAGGGUAGGAUGAGUGGGAUGUAAGGGUCAAGGGUAAGAUAAGUGGGAGGUACGGAUCUAGGGUAGGAAGAGUGGGAAGUAGGGGACUAGGGUAAGAAGGGUCGGAGAUAAGGGUCUAGGGUAGGAAGAGUGGGAGGUGGGAAUCUAGGGUAGGAAGAGUGGAGGUAGGGUCAAGGGUAGGAAGAGUGGGAUGUAGGGGUCUAGGGUAGGAAGAGUGGAGGUAGGGUCAAGGGUAGGAAGAGUGGGAUGUAGGGGCCUAGGGUAGGAAAGGUGGGAUGUAGGGGCCUAGGGUAGGAAAGGUGGGAGGUAGGGGUCUAGGGUAGGAAGAGUGGGAGGUAGGGGUCUAGGGUAUGAAGAGUGGGUGCUGGCGAUCGGGGCCAAAAGGAUUUUUUUUUCAUUAUAAUCAGAGCGGCUUCAUUUUCGAUUUAAUGUUUUCUUUUUUUUUUUUUUUUUUCGUUUUUUCGAUUUUAGGAAAGGAGAGGGGUUUGGGACGGCACAAAUAUUACCCACCCCUGGUAAAAUAGUAUUUUAUUUAUAAUACUGUUCAGAGUAAAUUAUUACACAAGCUGUUCAUGGUAUAGACACAGCUUAUGGCAUUGGCUGGUCGGUGUAAACAUCUAACUCGAGCUAUGUCUUUACACAAGGACUAAAUAUCCUGGGAUGCAAAAAAUUGUACAUUAAAUUAACAUGUACAGAGAAGUUCAUUUACUUGGGCUCUUUAGAGUAAAUUAAAUUGCGAUGUUCACAAUGGUAUAUUACCUGCGUCUGUACAAGGGAUAUAUUAAAUAGGCCUGCUCAUAUUGAUACAUUACUUUGUGCUGUAUAGAGUGGUAUAUUACCUUGCGCUGUUCAGAGGGAUAUAUUAUUAUUACCUUUGGUUGGACAAAAUUACCCCAGUCUGUACAAAGUGAUAUAAUACCUUAAGGAUACGGGGUGAUAUAUUAAACCUGGGCUGUAAAGACUAAAGAGUGAUAUAAUACCUUGGGCUGUAAAGAGGGGUAUAUUACCUUGACUGUAAAGAGGGGUAUAAUACAUUGGGCUUAACAGAAUGAUAUUAAUACCUUGGGAGUAUGGAGCCAUAUAUUACCUUCGGCUGUAAAGAGUGAUAUGAUACCUUGGGCUGAAGAGAAGGAUAUAAUACCUUGGGGGUGGGGAGCUACAUAUUACUGAGUGAUACACCAGUUUCGGCUGUAGCGACUGGUAGUUUUACCUUGGCCUGUCCAGACUGAAAUAUUACCUUGUGUAGCACAAGACUACUAUAUUAGUCUUAGUUCUAAACUACAUAAGGGUAUCUAGCCACAUUAAUUGAGUGGGCACCAAAUUUGGUCAAAAACAACUGUUGUAAUAACCAGGAAAUCAGUCUGUCAUAUGUAUUAGUUAUAAAAAAAACUACGUUAUAAUACAAUAUCCCGGAUUACCGUAACGCCCCACUGCCUUUGGUUUGGGGGGGGGGGGAGUGGGGGGGGGGGGGGGGGGGGGGGGAGGGGGGUGGGGCGAGGAGGGGGGGGAAGGGCUACGGAUGGAGGAGGUAUUCAAUCAACACUGUGUACGCCACUUUGACAACUACGACCUCUUUUCACGCGUAUGUAAAUAAUAGAAAAAUUCCUUUCAUGCUGGUGUUUUUUCAGAUUUGAAAAAGUGUGAACUCUGACUUCUCACAGCUUUUCAAUAUCGAGAAGGUCCUUGAUUCAAUACAAAUGGGCCGACGAAAGAAAGUUGCAAGCAACAAGCGUCCUCAGACAUGCAGGCCAAAUACUGGAGCAGAUCCAGGACGGAGCAGGGCAGAGAGGGCAGCCGACAGAGGCAGAGGCGUGGCGUCGACGGACGAAGAUCUGCUCCCGAGAUGGACCUCUGCUUUUGUUGUGCUCGUGACGUGGUCGUUUCGUGUGUACUACGUCAUCAGUCCUUGGAGUUGGUGGGUCUUACAUCCAGACGAGAUCUUUCAAACUAUGGAAGGUUAGUGAAUUGUCAGAGAUACGGCAUAGGGUCAAUCCACGUUGCUAAAAAAAAGGGUAAAGGGUGGGGGGUGUGAGGGGGGAAGAAUUUGCUACGAUUUUUUUAGGGUGUCUGAAUUUUAUGACAAAGUUGUGACAAUGAGGGGAGGUGGGGUGAUCAAAAUCAGGUACUGUUACGGCAAGUAUGGACUGCUCCAACGUCAGAAUCAAGAAAACGUUGGACAUUGUCGGUAAAUUAAGCUUUUACUAAUUGUAAAGUUAAAAAGAAAUUGAAGCAAUACAAAUUAAAAAAAAAAAAAAAAAAAAAAAAAAAAAAAAUGAAAAAAAACAAAAUAAAAAAAAAAAAAAAAAAAAAAAAAGAAAUACAUUUUUUUAUUCACCUAUGAAUGUCCUAUCUAAUUUAAUUUCUUAAUCCUGUCCCUACCAAAUCUACUCUUAAUCCUGUCACUACCAAAUCUAUUCUUAACCCAGCACUACGAAAUCUACACCCAGCCUUGUCACUACACUUCAUCCAUCCAUAACCCUGUCACUACUGAACCCAUCCCUAAUCAUGUCACUACCAAAACUACCUCUAAACCUGUCAUUACCAAACUCACCUCUAGCCCUGUCACUACUAAUCCCAUCCAUAACCUUGUCGCUAAUAAACCCACCCCUAAUCCUGUCAAUAAUAAUCCCAUCCCUAAACCUGUCACUAAUAAUCCCAUCCCUAACCCUGUCACUAAUAAUCCCAUCCCUAACCCUGUCAGUAAUAAUCCCAUCCCUAACCCUUUCACUAAUAAUCCCAUCCCUAACCCUGACACUAAUAAUCCCAUCCCUAACCCUGACACUAAUAAUCCAAUCCCUAACCCUGUCACUAAUAAUCCCAUCCCUAAUCCUGUCACUAAUAAUCCCAUCCCUAACCCUGUCAAUAAUAAUCCAAUCCCUAAUCCUGUCACUAAUAAUCCCAUUCAUAGCCUUGUCAUAAAUAAUCCCAUCCCUAACCCUGACACUAAUAAUCCCAUCCCUAACCCUGUCACUAAUAAUCCCAUCCCUAACGCUGUCACUAAUAACCCCAUCCAUAACCCUGACACUAAUAAUCCCAUUGCUAACCCUGACACUAAUAAUCCCACCCCUAACCCUGUCACUAAUAAACCCAUCCCUAACGCGGACACUAAUAAUCCCAUUGCUAACCCUGACACUAAUAAUCCCAUCCCUAACCCUGUCACUAAUAAUCCCAUCCCUAACCCUGUCACUCAUAAUCCCAUCCCUAACCAUGUCACUAAUAAUCCCAUCCCUAACCCUGUCACUAAUAAUCCCAUCCCUAACCCUGUCACUAAUAAUCCCAUCCCUAACCCUGUCACUAAUAAACCCAUCCCUAACCCUGUCACUAAUAAUCCCAACCCUAACCCUGCCAAUAAUAAUCCCACCCCUAACCCGUUCAUUAAUAAACCCACUCUUAAACCUGUCGUUACCAAACCCACCCCUAACCCUGUCACUAUCCUUUCACGUUGACUCUCCAACCCACUUUUCCCGUAAGUAAUAAUAUCAAAUACAAAUAUAUUUAACCCGACACAGCAAAUCUAUUUCAAGAGAGAAGAAAGAAAUGUCAGCAACAUCACGUUGCCCCUUCAAGUCACGGUUCGCCGCGUCAUUUUGACCGGCUUGGUUGACUUUGUUAUGUCAUGGGGGAAGAACCUGGGAUUUUAAAAAUAUAAAUAUAGCUAGAUCAUAGUCUAUAUUUUGUAGUUCUUUUAAUUUGCCGCCAAUCUGUUUUGAAUAAAUAUGAUAGGGUUUUUUUUUUUUACUUUUUAAAAUUUUUUGACGACAGCAAUUAUUUCAUUGUGAAAUUUGCACAAUGAUCUUGAGGCUGCUUAAAAAUAAUAAUUGAAUUUUGUAUUCGUCUCUUCAACUGUGUAUUGGAUCAACCGAUUUUUUGUGGUGUGUUUUUGGGGGGGGGGGGGGGGGGGCGCUGGGGCUGGUAAGAUUUAUUAAACUUUAUGUUUUAGAAUAAGUCUGCUGUGAUGGCAAACUAUUGAAAAGCUUGAAUCUUAAUAGACAUCACUUCUAUGGGGGGGGGGGGGGGAGGGGGUGGCUGGGGCUGGUAAGAUUUAUUAAACUUUAUGUUUUAGAAUAAGUCUGCUGUGAUGGCAAACUAUUGAAAAGCUUGAAUCUUAAUAGACAUCACUUCUAACGCUGUCCAAUGAUUUCGAUUGAAGUAUAAUGGUGCCAAACGAUGCCAUGCCUAAUGAUGUCUAAAGGUGUGUCUUGAUGUCUCAUGGUGUCUAGUAGUUGCCUGUGGUGUCUAGUGAUGUCUGAGGGCUACAGGAGUAGAAUGCUACCGAAUUUUGUCUCACGGUAUCUCAUGAUGUCUAACAAUUUGUUAAGAAGUCUAGUGAUGGCUGAUGUCUCAAAGUGUAUAAUGCUACCCUAAUUUUGUUUAAUGGUGUCUCAAGAUGUAAUAAUAGUUGCUAAUGGUGUCUAGUGAUGUCUGAUGUCUUAAGGUGUACAGUGCUAUCGACUUUCUAAUGGUGUCUCGUUUCAAGCACACGCAGGCACGCACCGCUGCCCACGACACGCCUGGCUGCGCGCAGUAGACGAACCGCAUAAUAAAUUUCAAGUCGUAUCCCAAAAAAUGUCAACGUUGUGUUUUCAAUCCUCCUAGAACCAUAACGCGAUUUUAUGGCUGAAUAAGCGGCCCCAGGUCGUCGAACGUCUUAGUGAUCAACGAUUAUUGGUCUAUUCAAAAGCGGCCGUCCUCGGCUGACAGAGUGUCUAUAACAUUGUGUCUAUGGCAGAUCGCCUUGGCCAGUUUCACUGUCGAAGUCAAUGGGUUCACGGGGUUAGCAAACAGUGGCUUCGGUGAACAGAUCGCCAAUGAUUGAUUGUUGCUGAUUAUGUUAUAGAUUUGUGUGGGAAGAGAGCUACUGAUUCAGCCGCACUUUCUUUGUUUAUGGGCGAUCUGACAUAAGAUUAUGUAUUGUUCCCCAUGAAGGCACGGCAAUAGCAGAUUUCCUGUAAACGGGGCUCUUAACACACAUCUCAGCACACGUGUGGCCGUCACACAUAUCAACACACGAGUGGCCGUCACACAUCUCAACACACGAGUGGCCGUCACACAUCUCAACACACGAGUGGCCGUCACACAUCUCAACACACGAGUGGCAUUCACAAAUCUCAGCACACGUGUGGCCUUCACACAGCUCAACACAUGAGCACUCACUAAUGAUUGACUUUUAGACUGGAGGAUGUGGUUCAUAUGGUCUACUAGCUGCAAAGAACACAGGGGUUCUUAAAGGUGAAUCUUGCAAAAUGGAUGGAACGUUGCACCACUAAGUAAUGGCAAGACCUUUGAAGAUGAAUUUAAAAUGUUGAAAAAUGUAAUUAAAUUAUGCACUUUGCCGUGACUCCCCAAGUUAGGAACAGCACGUACAGCAGCGGUUCUUAACCUGUGGGUCACGACUCCUUUGGGGGUCGAACGACCCUUACAGAGGGGUCGCCUAAGAACAUUUAAUUUGAAAACGCAUAUUUAUAAAGUAGCAACGAAAAUAAUUUUAUGGUUGGGGGGUCAGCAAACCAUGAGGAACUUUAUGAAAAGGUUACGGGAUUAGGAAAGUUGAGGACCACCACCGUAUCAAAUGUCACCCAUAUUUUAAUGAAUAGCUAUUCACACCAACAACAGUCGAUUCAUAAUUGUGUUCAUAUCAAUAUCAACCGUUCCCUCUUUAUGAAUAGCCGUACGUAAUUUUUAUCAUUAUCCUAGUCCACAGUUAAUCACACAAAAACUAUAUCACUAUCCAUAUCCACAUUUUUUAUUCCAUCUUCCACAGUUGCCCACACAGAGCUCUACGGCUAUGGUGUCAGACCGUACGAAUUUCUCGGACCUCCCAAGGGAGACAACAUGUCGCUGUUGGAGCUGAAGGAGAAAGAACUGGGCAUGUGGGCAAUGCGAUCUCCGCUCGUGCCUCAGUUCUUCAUGCUGACCUCGACCUUGGUGGCUGCCCUUGGAUUCGAACCCAAUCCCUUUCUGGUGAGUUCGUUUGUAAAAAUUACUCCACGUCGUGAAGUUGAUAGAUGUUGAAGAGUUGCUUGCUUGCCCGGGAAUUUUUAAUCCAUAUGGGAGCGGUUGUGCCUUUGAUUUAACUUGCUUAAGUUUGUUGUGCGUUAAAUAUAUACAUACAUAUAUUAUAUGUGUGUGUAUAUGUGUGUUUGAGUAUACACCAAUCAUUUGUUAAUAAAAUAAUGUGGGCACCAAAUUAUAUUUUAAAAAACUAAUUAGUUGAUGCAAAUAUAUAUAUAAGUUUCUAGCAAUUACGUCAUUGGUACAGACUGUGGAUAUAUUGUUAUAGUGUGGUGGAUGGAUUGUUUUGGUGGAUAAAGAGAUAAAGGGAAGGAUUCGUUCUUAUCAAUAAUUGAUUAAUUUUAUUUCUAAAUUCUUUCUUUUUAAAUGAAUUGUCUGGGCCAAAACACAUGACGUCAUCUGUAUAAGCUUUAUUUCAUGUUUUUGUUUUUAUUGUUAAAUCUUUAACCGAAUUCAUAAAUGUACCCGAAUAUUUGUAUGACAAAUAAUAUACAUGGAACAUUUCUUUCAGCUUUGGAGAGUAGCGCAUGUAUCCGUGACGUCAUGGCUUCCAUUUGCCAUCUGCACAUACGUCACGUCCGUCACCAGGUCACGUGACGCCGGUAGCGUGGCGGCCAUCUUGAUCGCAAUUUCGUCCCACCUAACCGUGUUUGGCACUCACACGCUGGUCAACAGUUUAGUGUCGCCAUUCCUGUUCCUGUCCCUUUCCCACGUGACCCAGCUGUUACAGGGAGAAAAGGAAACCAUUUGUGAGAAGCCAGAGAGGUCUUCUCUGCACGUUGAUGUGACCAUGACGCGAUCAGAUCCUGUGGUGAACAAAGCCAAGUGGAACCUUGAUGAGAACAUAGCACCGAACCAGUACGCCAGAAGUGAGAGUCACACAAGUAAACUGAGUGACCCCGGAUACUGUACUGGAAUGGAUGAGAACAGUAUUAGCGAUAACGACAGCAAUAGAGGCAAUGAAGACCUUAACGGUAAUAACACCAAAGAUUUAAAAGAUGAUGACCUGAUGCAACGUCUUCCAGAAACAUAUUACACAAAUGGACUUAAAGAUGACCACACGGAUGAUAUUCCUCCGUGCCACAGCGAAUCUCACGUGAUCCACAAACUCUCACGAGCCUUGACUUCCGUCUUAGCUGGCCUCUUUCUGGCUUUGACCGUGUACGUACGACCUGAUGCGUCACUGUUGGUUUCGCUGAUGAUCCUGACCCAUCUUAAAUUUCCGACGGUGCUAACUCUUGUGCUGAAGAAACCAUUUUGGUUUCACGUUCUGGGCGCCAUAAUGGGGGUCGCCAUCGCAGUAGCAGACGACUUCUAUUUUUUUGGGUGUUUCGUCCUCAGUCCCAUAAAUUGGGUUAAGUUUAAUCUAUUUUCUGGACAAACUAGUCAACUGUUCGGCUCCUCGGGGAAAUAUUUCUACUUUGAGCAGAUCUUCCUUAAGGACUUUGGAUUAUCAGUUUUGACUGUCAUAUUCACAUCUGCUAUGAUAAUACUUGCAUUAUCAGAUGUGCUCGGACUCUUCAACAAAUUAACAGGAUUUUCAACAACUCCGAACUCCUUAUCCAUGCCUGUGUCAAGGUUAACCGAAUGCCGAGGUAUGAGAGGUCAAAUGACAUCGGUCAUUUUUCUCACCGGCAUUUAUUCGACAGUCGGACACAAGGAAAGCCGAUUUUUACACGACGUGAUUGUGUUGUAUUUAGGAGUCCUAGCCAUAAUUAUCACGGCUGUCAUUCGUACCGUCUCGUGUUCGCGUCAUAAAAAACGUUUUCUUUUAUUGGCUUUCGGAUCGUUUCUCUUAGCCAAUCAGUGGGCGAGUUUGCACGAAUUUGAAAAGAGCCAUCCAAUCACAGGAUCGCAUUCGUCCCCUGACGAUGGACUCCACAUCAACCAGUGUCUGUACUAUGUCUCCUCGCAGAAUGACGUCAGGGGCCUGUAUAUGGAGAACAGCCUCCUAGACCACGGAAGCUUCACCUUACUUCACAAGAAUGUCCCCGUGUUAUUCCUACACGACCGAAAGUUCAUCGAAUUCGAUCGGAGGUCGCUGAUAUCGAGCUCGCGAUACUGCUGGGUGGGCACUAACUGCACUUCCGAAUACUACGCCAUGUCCAGCGUGUCCGACCUCAUAGACGAAAGUAAUCAUCAAUUCAUACUCAAACGUAUAAUCGAAUCCAAACACUUCAACUAUGCAAUCAUACAAUCGGACAAGGGAUUUUUCCAACCUCUGUUCACUAAAGUACUCUCCACCAAAACGUUUUCAGUUUGGAAAAGAAACUACGACCCAGCUGAAGAAGAGAAAAUGUCAAAAUUAAGUUCGCAGAUACCUUACGGGGGUACAAAUACGACCUUGGUGGAGUAUGAAGGAGAGGUUCUCAAACUACACGGGAGUUACAACGCCGCGGUCCAAAGGUUCCAGGCGGCAUUGAGCCGAGAGCGUGUGCAUGCGUCUGUCUACGCAUCAAUGGCGUUCUGCCUGCACAGGAUGGGGCAAGUGGCGGCGUGGAGGAAGGUGCUGAGGUUGUGCAAACAAAAGUAUUCUGAGGAGGAGUGCAUGGAUGGGGCGCGGGUGAGGGUGAUAAAUGGGAUAUUGUGAGGGUGAUAAAUGGGAUAUUGUGAGGGUGAUAAAUGGUUAUAUUGUGUGGGUGAUAAAUGGGAUAUUGUGAGGGUGAUAAAUGGGAUAUUGUGAGGGUGAUAAAUGGGAUAUUGUGAGGGUGAUAAAUGGGAUUUUGUGAGGGUGAUAAAUGGUUAUAUUGUGUGGGUGAUAAAUGGGAUAUUGUGAGGGUGAUAAAUGGGAUAUUGUGAGGGUGAUAAAUGGUUAUAUUGUGAGGAUGAUAAAUGGGAUAUCCUGAGGGUGAUAAAUGGUUAUAGUGUGAGGGUAACAAAUGGGACUGUGAGUUUGAUCAAUGGUAUCCUUAUAGGGUGAUAACUGGUAAUUUAUGAGGGUUUUAAAUGGCAUAUUGUGAGAUAAAUAAAUUGUACAUUUUGUGAGGUAAGAAAUAGUAUAUUGUUAAGGUAAUACAUGGAUUAAUGUGAGGGAGAUUAAUGGGAAAUUCCCAUUUAUUAAAUGGGAUUUUUAAGGUUAUAAAUGGUAUACUCUAUGUAUCUGAUUGGAUGGAACGCUAGAAAGGAAACCAACGUUGACUUUGGACAAAGCUGAUAUAGACGAGUUUUAAAUGGCUGCAGCUGCAAGCGAUUCUGCCAGUGUUCAAGCUCCCUGUAUUGAGCUAAAUAUCAGCUAUUUGUGCUAUGUUACUGGUUAUUUCUCUGCAUUGAUCGCUGUGCCAAUGUUCAUCAAUUAAUCUAAUUCUUUAGGUAUGAAAGCAAUUAUGGAGUUCAGUUCGAUAGAGUGCAAAAAAAAAAACAACAACAAAAAAAAAAGCAAAAAAUUCCCGAUAACUGCGAUAAAUGAGAUUCUGAAAAAUACCGCCAGUGAGUUCGGAGCGUAAUAUAUAUUCUUUUGUGUUACGGAAAUAUUCUCAUUUGAAUUAUGAUUUAAUAACUCGUUGGCGUAAAAGUAGUUUGGACAUUCGAGUAUUUAUAUAGUUCAAGGGCGUGACGAAAAAGUGUGCGAGG